Aspergillus pseudonomiae is the source of this 1533-nucleotide messenger RNA. RefSeq names its product cytochrome P450. The record is from RefSeq and is a predicted model, not a curated record. The transcript has a single exon. Gene Ontology annotation, molecular function: oxidoreductase activity, acting on paired donors, with incorporation or reduction of molecular oxygen; heme binding; monooxygenase activity. NCBI's taxonomy places the organism in Eukaryota, Fungi, Ascomycota, Eurotiomycetes, Eurotiales, Aspergillaceae. The coding region runs from base 1 to 1533 and encodes 510 amino acids.
AUGCACUAUUCUGUCAUACUUCUGACUGUGUUGGUUGUGGGCUACGCAUUCUCCUUUUUCAUCAAGCGCAAUCGGUUGUCACUCCCACCAGGACCUCCACGACUCCCGCUGGUCGGUAAUCUCCACCAGUAUGCGAAGGAGGAGCCAUGGAAAACAUACCAAAAAUGGCAUGAGACGUAUGGGCCUAUGAUCGGCCUAAAAUAUGGCCAAAAGAUAGUCAUUGUGUUGGGAAAUCAUCGAGUCACGAGAGAUCUACUGGACAAAAGAAGCAGCUGGUAUAGUUCUCGUCCACAGAUGGUGGUGGCGGAUCGCGUCACAAAGGGUCUGCACAUUGGACUCCUGCCGUACGGGGAGAGAUGGAAGAUUCACCGACGCCUGCAGGCAGGGUUUCUCAAUGUACAAAUGUCUCAACUCUACCGGGACCUUCAGGACAUUGAAAGCAAGCAGCUGACCUACGAGAUGCUAUCGACAAAUGAUUUCCCGGGCCGCUUCCACCGCUAUGCGGCAAGUCUAAUCUUUGCCAUGGGCUACGGGAAGCGAAUGCUGCGGGGUGACGAGCAUGAAAUUCAGGAAGCCGACGCCCUAAUCAAGAAUAUUACCGAAGUGACGAUGCCGGGGAGUUGGUUGGUAGAUGCCUUUCCAAUCUUGAAAUGUCUUCCCCGAUGUCUUGCCAAAUGGAAGCAGAGAGGCGAUGAGUUCCAUCGGCGAGAGACAUCUCUUUUCACCCGGAACAUGGGCAGGGCGCUCGAGGAAACGGCUUGGAAUUGGGUCAAGAAGGUUGUGGAGUCUAAAGACUCUCAGAAGGUGUCAGCCGAAGAACUAUCUUACCUCGUUGGUAUCAUCUAUCAAACUGGGGGUGACACGACAGCAGCCGCUCUGGAAGUCUUCGUAAUGGCGAGUGUUCUUCAUCCACAAGUCGUGAGCCACGCACAACAGGAACUGGAUGAUGUAGUAGGGAAGAACAGGUUACCGUUGUUUUCUGAUAUUCCAAACCUGCCUUACAUCAACGCAUUUGUCAAGGAAGUACUCCGAUGGCGACCCAUUGCACCUCUUGGAUUGCCGCAUGCUGUGACCCAAGACGAUGAAUAUAUGGGUUACCUGAUCCCGAAAGGAGCAACGGUGAUCCCAAAUAUCUGGUCGCUAGGGCACGACGAGGAAGUGUUUGAAAGUCCAGCAGAAUUUCGCCCGGAGAGAUGGAUCGAAAACCCUAACUUGCCAGUUGAUGCAUUUGGCUUUGGAAGGAGAAUAUGCCCGGGACGACACAUUGCGUUAAACUCCUUGAGCAUCAUUGUCGCCAGACUACUCUGGAGUUACGAUAUUGGAAAUGAUCAGGAUAGUCCCGAAUGCAAGGCCGAUGCCUCAAGAUUGCGUCACUUUGGUCUCUUAGCACAGCCAAGGCAUUUCAAAGCAUCAUUCCAAGUUCGCGGACAAGAAAGGCUAUCCGUAAUACAGCGUGAAUGGAAAGAGUCAGUCAAAGACACAGAUGAGAUUCUGGAUGGCAUCAAAGCAAAGCUGGUUACAGAGUCCGACUAA